Messenger RNA from Mytilinidion resinicola, 1420 nucleotides. RefSeq lists its product as uncharacterized. Lineage: Eukaryota; Fungi; Ascomycota; Dothideomycetes; Mytilinidiales; Mytilinidiaceae. The coding region runs from base 155 to 1285 and encodes 376 amino acids. The transcript is spliced from 6 exons. The record is from RefSeq and is a predicted model, not a curated record.
UGCUAAUUUGCUCUGCAAUCUAUUCACCUGUGCUCGUACGCUCCUUCGUCCUUCACCGAUCUAGCUGACAAUUUUCUGCUUCACUCAUUUCUGCCUCAGGUGCUUCACAUUGGUAUUAUCUCAGCGUUUGCAAUUCGUGACGCACUCGUCCAUCAUGGGUCUUCCUAUCAUGAACCGACCUGCGACUAUCUAUGGAUGCUCAAUCUCAUUUCAGAUUGUUGCCUGGAUGGCCGUAGCUUUAAGGCUAUACACGCGCUACAAAAUGCCUAAGACUCUAGGAUGGGACGACUUCUUCGUAACUGCGGCGGUUAUCACUGCCACGGUUGGUUCAGCAAUUAUAUGUCUCCAACCGGGUGCAGGCUUAGGCCAACAUAUGAACACCCUCAGUGAAAAGCAGCUGUCUGACUACUUCUAUUAUGUAUUUAGCGCCAAUACUUGCUACAUCGUCUCCGCUACAUUAAUCAAGCUCUCCAUCCUCCUCCAAUACAUCCGUCUCUUCGAAGAGUCCUCCAGCAAAUGGGCUCGCAAAUGUUGCUUUAUCAUGUUGGGCGUUGUGACGUGUUGGGGGAUUGCCUUCUUCUUCACUCAGGUCUGUGGCUGCACACCAAUCAAAGCGAACUGGGACCUGGAGAUUGCAGGCUCUCACUGCGUAAUGUUCGGCUCGAAAGAGCCAAAGGAGUUGUUUGCGGCUUUCGCGAGCCAUGCGGCUUCUAAUAUGUUUCUCGAUAUUCUUAUUCUGAUUUUGCCGGUACCUUUCCUGUCGACCAUCCGCCUCGAGGGAAAGAGGAAGAAGGGUAUAAUCUCAUUGCUUGUCAUUGGUGGAAUCGUCGCCAUCUUCAGUGCCAUCCGUCUCUUCAGCAUCGCCCAACACCGUGUGGGAACGGUCCCCGUCGUCGAUCUUACCUACUACUCUCCCCCGAUCUUCAUCUUCUCCAGCCUCGAAAUCCAAGUCGCCAUCAUCUGCGCCUCCACCCCCGUUUUCUGGCCCAUGCUCGAAUCCAUCAACCUCGGCAAGAUCUUCGUCACGCAAGAAGUCGAGGUGGUGACCGAGUCGCGCGAGAUGGCCAGCCCGUCCGAGGAGCGUGAUCUCGGAAUCUUGCGAAGCGCCAGCAGCCAGCAGUCGCUCAAAGGGCGGGAUAGCUACGACAAGAAAGACUAUCAGAAUGAUUGGGCGGUACCGGAUUUCUUGGACGCGGGCGCCGAUCGCGAUAACGAUGCGACGUAUGGCGUGUCGGCGCGCAGAGCUACGACGCCGUUUGAUCCGCUGAAGGUGCUAGACAAGUGAGCGUGUUGUGCUCGGGUGCUCUUGGAUCCUGUGGAAAUAUUUUCUUUUGUGCUAGCUCGAGGCCCUGGACGGCUUUUACAUAUACUAGAUACCCGCGACACAUACUCGCUAUGAUCAAUACAUUCUUAUAAUGAC